GAAGCGCUCUUGGAUGUUCUGUGUGUAGAACGACUACACGCUUUAGACCCACCCGCCCGUGCGGCUGUACUGAAUGCCCUACAAGUAUCCGAAACCAUCCGCGCGCACCCAAGAGGCCAGGAAUGGGCCAGGCAUAUCAUCUGCCACUCCGAAGGCAUCCAACUGAACCUCAUGAAGCUGCUCCUGGACAACACCGGCACAUACCACAACCUGCACAAGCUCGUCUACACAGACGUGACCGAUCCCAUGAUCCGCGAAAGCAUCAUCCGCCACAUCCGCACACAGGCGCUGCUGCUGCGAGAUCAGCGGGACGAGGGUGAGUACAUUAUGCUGAAGGCCACGGGCGACCAAUUGCCUCGGAAUCACAAGCACAAGGACGAUGACCUGCCCUUUGCCGAUGUGACGGUGCGAAGCCGUCGCCACCAGGUACGGGAAUAG
Molecule: messenger RNA, 438 nt
Organism: Sphaeroforma arctica JP610
Lineage: Eukaryota; Ichthyosporea; Ichthyophonida
Exons: 1
Source: RefSeq, a predicted model, not a curated record